Messenger RNA from Silurus meridionalis, 2089 nucleotides. RefSeq names its product transmembrane protein 170A (gene tmem170a). Gene Ontology annotation, cellular component: endoplasmic reticulum membrane. The transcript has 3 exons. The coding region runs from base 621 to 1043 and encodes 140 amino acids. NCBI's taxonomy places the organism in Eukaryota, Metazoa, Chordata, Actinopteri, Siluriformes, Siluridae. The record is from RefSeq and is a predicted model, not a curated record. Gene Ontology annotation, biological process: endoplasmic reticulum tubular network organization.
CAGACCCAAGAGGGAACCCAUCCUCAUCUGGGUUGUUUAUCCAGGGCCAGUGUUGGGAUCUUUGCUUUACAUUCACAUUUGUUGGGUGCUUUUUAAUCUUUUUUAAUCUUUUCCCAGUCAUGGUGUGUCUAAUUUGGAGCAAUGUUGUUUAAGGGGCUCCCAUCUGCGUCCUCCUCUAGAUGGCCGAACAGGACUGCAUUAGUCCUGCGUCAGCAUUAGUCCACUUCCGGUGUAGGACGCGCUCUUCCACGGCACGCGCAAACGGAUAAAAUGUCUCUUAUCUGGUUCAUGUAACCGCCACAACAAUACUGUGCUGUCUCAUAUACAUUACAGCGGUGUGUCUAAUCUUUUUUCGUUGCUUGUUUGGAAUAAAAACCUGCACUCACUUCGGCCCCUGAUGUUAAAGAUUGUACACCGCUGCAUUACAUUAACCUUAGCUGUGACGCAACGCUGUACGUGACGUCAGCGGUGGUGUUUUGGAAGCUGGGUACUGGAAGCGCUAGUCUUCGGCUCGCUUGCUAAUGGUUAAUGAUAGAAACGCAUUGUGCUCGAGUUUCUCAUGGUGUUAUUUGGACGUGGAAGUUGCUUGACUUCCGGUCGCAGUGUCCAGGUAGUGAGAAAUGCAGGACGACUAUAACUUACCCGAAAUAGGAUUUGUGCAACAGAUUCUGAGCUUGAAUUUGGUCCCGAGGAAAAAUGCUACCUGUGGGAGGAACGACACGUCCCUCUGCGACUUCUCAGAGAUGUGGUAUGGCGUCUUCCUGUGGGCUGGAGUGUCCUCGCUGGUGUUCCACAUUCCCGCAGCUCUCCUGGCGCUCGCCACACUCCGAGGACAUAAGAUGGCACGUUUCUUUCCCCUUGCCAUCAUACUCAUGGCCAUUAUAGGGCCUCUGUUGGGAGGCGUGCUCACAAGUGCAGCAAUAGCAGGAGUCUACAUGGCAGCGGGGAAGAGGAUGAUCUCGUUGGAGGCUUUUGUGUUUGGAGUAGGCCAGUCUUUCUUCAUUCUGGUCAUCUCUUUCCUCAGAGUGUUGGCCACGCUGUAGCACUGAGCCACUGAGCACAGUGAGAGCUGUAGACCUGCUUCACUUCCCCUGAAUGUUAUAUGCAAAAACACUGAGGCCUUAUUUUCAAUGUGUGUCCCCACAGCUAUCAUUUUCAGAGCCCCUAAAGGUUUCACACAGACAAUGCUUCUCCCUGAUCAGUGGACAGAUGAUGGGCUGAACAAAUGUUCUAUGAAAACGUCUGCAUAUGAGCUUACUUAUAAAUUUUGCAGGCAACCAUUACAUGCUAUGUCUGCAAGCAGACCCCUGUCAAAAAGAAUGUUACAGUGUUUUCACCAUGAUUUCACACCACUCUGAUAACUUUCCACUUUCAGAACGAGUGAUGCUGUUUCUUUUUUUUUUUUUCUUUCCAAUUACACAGAUGAGUCUUAAUGUUAAGUGUAACACAGAUUAGGCUCACGAUGAGCUAUUUUGAGUCUGAUGUCCAUUCCAGCUUUCUCAUGUUCUUAACAUGGCAUAUUUCAUUUACAUUAAGUAAAUAAGUUUGUAGGAAAAAAAUGUUUGCCCCAUUAAGUUUUUAGUAAACUAAGAAAAUACAGGUAUUUUAACACCGUUAGAACCGUUAAAUUGUUGCACUACAUUAAGAAAAUUCAGUUUUACGUAUUUAACAUGUACUGUCAUGAAGCACUUUAUUAGAACUACAUCCGUUCUUGCAGUUAUCUAACCAGCCAAUUAUGUGGCAGCAGUGUAGUGUAUAAUAUGAUAGAAAUAUGAGCCAGCAGCUUAAUGUUCACAUUAAGUAAGAAUGGAGAUGUGUUGUUGGAACCAGAUGGGCUGGCUUGGGUAUUUCAGUGAGUGUUAAUCUCCUGGGAUUUUCACACAUCACGCUCACUAGAGUGUACACAGAAUGGUGCAAAAAAAACAAAACAAAGACCUCCUGUGAGCAGAGGGUCUAUAGGCUGAGACAACUUCUCGAUAAGAGAGAUCAGAGGAGAAUUACCUUUUUUUUUUUCUUUUCUAUCUGCUGCUGCCAGAUUAGAUAACUGCAUCAAUAUACAGGUGUUCCUAUUAAAGUUGGUUGAUUGAUG